This is a messenger RNA of Lucilia sericata (common green bottle fly), 912 nucleotides long. Its product is annotated as fork head domain-containing protein FD5-like. The record is from RefSeq and is a predicted model, not a curated record. Gene Ontology annotation, molecular function: DNA-binding transcription factor activity, RNA polymerase II-specific; RNA polymerase II cis-regulatory region sequence-specific DNA binding. Gene Ontology annotation, biological process: cell differentiation; regulation of transcription by RNA polymerase II; anatomical structure morphogenesis. Lineage: Eukaryota; Metazoa; Arthropoda; Insecta; Diptera; Calliphoridae. The transcript has a single exon. Bases 16 to 912 code for a protein of 298 amino acids.
UAUUAUCUGCAAAUAAUGCCUCGUCCAUUAAAAGAAAGUUAUGGAGACCUCAAGCCUCCAUUUUCAUAUAUAUCAUUGACCGCCAUGGCAAUAUGGAGUUCUCCACAGAAAAUGUUGCCAUUAAGUGAAAUUUACAAAUAUAUAAUGGACAAAUUUCCUUAUUAUCGAAAAAAUACACAAAAGUGGCAAAAUUCUUUACGACAUAAUCUAAGCUUUAAUGAUUGUUUUAUAAAAGUGCCUCGCCAUUCCAGUAAGGCUGGCAAAGGAUGUUUCUGGACAUUGCACCCCAAAGCUUUUGAUAUGUUUGAAAACGGCAGUUUGCUGCGCCGACGGAAACGCUUUCGUAUAAAAAAAAUUGAAACAGACUUGUUAUCUGUUGAAAUGACUACGUUGGCAGGAUUUCAACACAUAUUAAACCAGCAAGCUGAAUCCAAUUUUGCUACAUGGGAGAAUAACCUUGACUUACCAUUGGAUAAUAUUAACAACCCGCCUUUCGCCACAACACCAUGCUUCAGUGUGCCACGUAUUAAUGAAUAUGAAGCAACUGAGCAAUUUUCGUACCCACAGCGACCUAAGAGAUCAUUUACAAUUGAAAGCCUAAUUGGUCCGGAAAAAAAUCAAACAUCAGACGACAUUGGUAAUUUUGGGGAGAACCAUAAAAACCAUUCAUUUGAAAGCGGAUUUUCUUUUCCUGGAUUAUUUAACGUCAAUUUUGCAGCUACAGUUUCUCAACAUCUGACUCCAGAUUCAUAUGGUUUGCAUCAGCAAUUAGCUCUUAUGCACCAACAGCAAGCAGCGGCUCAUCUUCAAAUUCAACAAUCUGCUACUGCUGCCCUUCUAGUUGAACAUCAGCAACAGCUAACACAACAAAAUUUAUUAAGUACAUUUUUAGGACCAUUAUCAGUAUUUUAA